This is a messenger RNA of Myxocyprinus asiaticus (Chinese sucker), 6736 nucleotides long. RefSeq names its product lysophosphatidylcholine acyltransferase 1-like. The record is from RefSeq and is a predicted model, not a curated record. Gene Ontology annotation, molecular function: calcium ion binding. NCBI's taxonomy places the organism in Eukaryota, Metazoa, Chordata, Actinopteri, Cypriniformes, Catostomidae. The transcript has 14 exons. Bases 197 to 1771 code for a protein of 524 amino acids.
GCGGGACUGACUGCUUCUGUUGCGCACACGGACAGAGGAGCGAUCGUCAAAUACAUGAUCCGCUUAAUCCCUCAACCCUCCCCAACAGCCAGGACUGCAAGAUAAUUGCGUGUUAAAGUGGAAUCAACAGGCCGAACGGACGCAGAGACGGAUAUAUCGGUGAUUUUGUGUCUUUAACGAUCGGAAUUUGUCGAGGAUGAGGUUGAUCAAGAGCACACAUGCGGAUGGAGGCGAGAAGCACGAGCUGGCUCCUCCUUUCAGAAACCCGUUCGUGCAUGAUUUAAGAUUCACAACACUUCAAAAGCUGCAGAUUGGCUUGAUGACGUUGACGCUCUUCCCCAUCCGCCUCUUCAUCGCUGCGUUCAUGAUGCUGUUGGCCUGGCCAUUUGCCUUCAUCGCUACCAUUGGCCGCUCAGAGUCGGCAGUGGAGCAUCAGUGCUUAUGGAGAAAGGUAGUGGACCUGGUGCUAAAGACCAUCAUGCGGGUCAUGUGGUUUGCAGGCGGGUUUCACUGGAUCAGCAUUAAAGGCAGACAGGCUCUGCCAGCGGAGGCGCCCAUCCUCACCCUCGCCCCACACUCGUCAUACUUUGACGCCAUGCCUGUCACCAUGACGAUGGCAUCCAUAGUGAUGAAAGCUGAGAGCAAGGACAUCCCUGUCUGGGGAACUCUGAUCAAAUACAUCCGACCAGUGUUUGUGUCACGGUCGGACCAGGACUCCAGACGGAAGACCGUGGAGGAGAUCAAGAGAAGAGCUCAUUCAGGAGGGGAGUGGCCUCAGAUAAUGAUAUUCCCAGAGGGGACGUGCACCAAUAGAUCCUGUCUGAUCACGUUCAAACCAGGAGCAUUCAUUCCUGCUGUACCUGUACAGCCUGUAGUAAUUCGCUACCCCAACCAACUGGACACCAUCACCUGGACGUGGCAGGGACCUGGGGCCUUUAAGAUCCUGUGGUUGACUUUGUGCCAGCUUCACAAUGAAUUUGUGAUUGAGUAUCUGCCCAUCUACACUCCCUCAGAGGAGGAGAAGAAGAAUCCAGUGCUCUUCGCUCACAAUGUGCGCCGUUUGAUGGCAAAAGCCCUGCAGGUUCCUGUGACAGACUAUUCAUUUGAAGACUGUCAGUUAGCUAUGGCUGAGGGUCAGAUCAGGCUGCCAGUGGACACGUGUCUGCUGGAGUUUGCCAAACUUGUCCGCAGACUGGGAUUAAAACGUGAGAAUCCUGAGAGACGUCUACAGGAAUAUGGGAACAGAGCGCAUAAACUCCAAGGAGAAAGACUGAGUCUGGAGGACUUUGCUCAGUUCCUGGACCUGCCAGUGUCAGACGUGCUCAGAGAUAUGUUUUCUCUCUUUGACGAAAGUGAAGAUGGGUCAAUGGAUAUCCGAGAAUUUGUGAUCGCCUUCUCUGUUGUGUGCAGGCCCGCAAAAACACUGGAAACCAUGAAGUUGGCUUUUAAGAUGUUUGAGGCAGAAGAAGAUGGUGCGAUCACAGAGAAUGAGUUUAUGUGUAUCUUGAAGACUGCACUGGGGGUUGGAGAACUCGUAGUCAGUCGUCUGUUCAGAGCCAUUGAUGAAGAGGACACUGGCAAACUCAAUUUUGAGAGCUUUAGGAACUUUGCCGAACAACAUCCAGACUUUGCUGUGGAGUACCUCUACUCAGACCAUGCAGGAUUCGGGGGCAGUUCCUCUUCUCACACCUCCAAUCCCAUGGCCAACGGUUUCUGUGCUGAUUUCACCCCAAGCGAUCACCACCACGCUCCUCAAAAGAAACUCGACUGAGUCCCUUCCUUGACGUUCAGUCCCUCGCCAGAGAAACAAAGGAAGGCAGUCAGAGUCACAACAUUGCAAAGUUUGCUUCCUGGUAUCCAUAACAUUUUGUGAUUAUUUUAUGCCUGCUGGGUUUCUCCUCCACCUUUCAGCUUGUUUUGUUUUUUUUAAGGGGCAAAUUAAAGGGAUUUUUCUUAAUUUUGUAAAACGUAAAUACUUGAAGGCCAAGCACUUAUUUCGUUUCUCAUUGGGUGAUUUAUUUGUGUGAUACUGACUGCAUGUUCUUUUUUUUUUUCUUUUUUUUAUGGGGUGAAAAUUAGGCAAGCAAACAAAAUAUCCCAUUCAGGAAUGAAUUGAGAAGUUUUAUUUCUUUUAACUUGCACUCUGUUACUCUCACUGCCCAAAUUUUCCACCCCGUAAUGAGUGUAGAUGCCUUUAUGAAAUAAGUAAGUAAGUAUUGCAUGGGCUCAGUGCUUGAUAACAGUAUUUCUCCGUAUUUGGCGAAAAGAUCAUUUAGCACUAGUGAAAAAUAUCUGUACAAGAGUGUCAGAUUUGAGGUGCAAAAUGGUCCAAUGAAGUGCUGGUCUGAAUCCAAAUGAGCCAGUUCAGUUAUUUUAUUAUGUCUCCUUAUUCUUUCAUUUUUUGUCCAUUAGCUCAGGGGUGCGGGAAAAGUGGCUAAUGGUGUUUUUUGUUGUCCUUUUUUUUUUUUUUUUACUUUUUUUUUUUUUUUUUUAUGUGAACUGGAUUAUUUUGGCAAUAGGUGAGUCAUCUUUUUGUACAGUCAAUUACACAUUCUUACAUUCCCAAUGUACAACAACCAAUAUAUGACACAAUCACUAGUCAUCCCAGGUAGAUUUAAUUUUGUAAUUUUGUUUUUACUUUUAGGUACUGAAAUAAACUGCUAAAGUUGCUAAAAUCUUGAAUUUAUAUGGACCAAAUACAUGAUAACGACUGUGUUGUAGUUAGUUUUGUGAAUCAGGAAUUCAAAUUUUAUUUUAUUUUUUUCACCUAAAACAGAAUAAACUAAAUUAAUAGAACGUUUACCUUUUUGAUAAAUACCAUUUACCUGUAUUUUUCUAUUUUUCACUCAUAAAGGCAAUUAAAAAAAAUCAAGCAGAACAAUUUGGCUUUGAAAUCUCAACUUUGUGCAUAAAUUUACUUCUUAACGAGCCCAGUUUCAGAUAUUUUUGAAAAUAAUUCCCAAUUUCUUCCUACAUUUUACAUCAAGAAAAUGUUUCCUUUUUUUUUUGAGCUUUGCUUUCUUCACACGAUCAAAUGUCCAAGUCAAAUUUGUUUUGUUUUUGAACUAAAGGAUGAACUUUUGAACGAAAAAAAAAAAAAAGUCUAAAGGAUAAUGUUUUGUAUUUUAAAAAUUUUAACAAUAGGUUUUCAUGUUCUACUUGCAAAAAAAGCUUAAUGACUGAUGAUGAGGGAAUACAUAAACCUUUUCAUUUGAUUUUUGAAAACAUUAUGGCAUGAAUUGUUUUGGGUUUUUCUUUUUGACUAUUUAAUGUGGCCGAAGUGAAGCUAUAUUUCUAAUACUGUUAUUUUCUUACAUUUGAUUUACCACAAAGAUUGCAGAAAUUGCCAGAGUUUAUUUUGCUAUAAGAUACUGUUAGAUACUGACUUGUUUUGUAUGGUCGAUUAGCUAUUGAGAUGAUAUAGGUUUGCUUUCUUGAUGAAUACCAUAAAUAGACUAUCAGUUUUUUAUUUGAACUUUUGAAAUCAUCUUGCAUUCCAUUGUAAAGCAUCAGAUGUGGAAACUCUUUAAUGUCACUGUGUUUACUGGUCUGUCCACAGCUGUAUAGUUACAUGAAUCCAAGGCCCAUAUAUGCGCUAUUAAACACCUGUGACUAAAUUUACAGGUCUAGGAUCAGUGCCAUCUAUAAGAGUUCUGUUUAUAAGUAUAUGAAUAGCCUGAUCCUAGAUCUCCACUUAUAAUCUGAGAGAUCUGAUGCAAACCUGAAAUCAUGAAAUCAGUUCACUUCACUAACCGUUCGGUUCUCGACUAAAAUCAAGUCACGUUCUCAGUAAAGCAAUAUUUUAUCAAUGUCACCACCUCUGACUUUUUAAAAAUAGAUGAUUUCUGAUAUGUAUUUUGAAUAUUCCAAAUGCGGGGCAUUUUGUGAAUUUUGAUAUACAUAAAGGAAUUUUUUUUUGAGUUUCACUGCCAUGAAAGAUCUGUGAUCUAAAGUGUUAUUUUCAAAUUAUAACAAUGACUGAAAUGAUAAACUAGUAUCUUUAGAUCCUCGAUCUUUUUAAAUUUGUUGUGCUGUUUUCCUUGAAUGACUAUGCUGAAUGACUAUAAUUACUGUUACAAUCUUUUUUGUUUUGUUCUUUAUAUUUAUGAAAUAAUUCCAAUUUCAUAAUUAUUGUUGGCCUUGAAUUUCAAUGUAGUUUUUCUUUUUGAAAAAAAAAAUGUAGUUUUGCAAAGAAGAGAAUGUAUCGACAAUCCAUCACAAUUGAGAGUAAAAACUGUAUCAUACUGAAGUAACAUAUACUCUGCUAUCUGCGACACUAUAUCACGCCGCUCAAACAGCAAGUUGGGAGCAAAGACGCUUUGAACCUGAUGUACAGUACGGUCUCUGUACACAUGACGGUUCGAGUCAUCAACUCGCCACAAUGUUUUUCAAUCCAGUUGUCUUGGUUCACACUACCCCACCUGUUUUCAAAGUUUAAUGUAUAUUUACUUGUGCUGGCACUUUAGAUUUUUAAACUUUCUUUUUGUUACUUCUUGGAAAAAUGUGAUGCCGUAUGCUGGUGUGCAUGUGAUCGGCUAAGAUGUUAAAGUGGUUUGUAAUGCCAUCAUUAUGGCUUUGUAUCUAUAAGUACCCAUACAGACCACAGGGAGACUGUAUCUGAUUGAGCAGAAGGGAAUCGCGGGUUUGUUCAGGGCUCUAUUUUUCUUGGGACCAGUAGGAAUUGCGGUUCUUACACAUUUAAUGGACACCCAAAAAUGUAAACUCUGUUGUCAUGGACUCACACGUUACAAACAUGACUAUUCAUUGGAUCAUAAAAGGAGUUAUUUAUACAUUAUAUCCACUUUCAUUGUAUGGCAAAGAGUCACACCCGUGUGUGUGUGUGUGUGUGUAUGUGUAUAUAUAUAUAUAUAAAUAAUCAUCCACACAAGAAUUUGAAUUUUUUUUUUAGUGAACUAUCCCUUUGAACUACAUCUUUUUGCAGAGGAUAAGCUCAGUGCAGUUGAGAAAAGCAUUCUUUUUUUUAUGGUUAUUUCAUUUGUUGCGAGAUUGAUUGAUUUGACUUUGCUUCUGCUCAGAUUCUUUGCUGAGCAAGUGCUAAUUGAGUCUUGAGUAUACAGAUAAUUAUCACAAAACCUGACAAGAUCAUGUUAUGUUUCAGCUGAAUGGUCACAUUCACUUAAAAGAGAGAAAAUUAAGACCAAGUUUUUAUGUGUAUUUAUUUUUUCAUGAGAAUGACAUGACAAAUUCUUGUUAAAAUAAUUAAGACAAUAUCGGAUUCUCAUUACUGUUAUGUGAAAAAAUAAAAAGAUUUAUAUUGUAUUAUACAUUUAAAAAAAUACUUUUUAAAAAUGUAAAAUAGUUAUAUAUAUAAUUUGUUGUAUUGCUUUUCAUUUAUAUGGAAUUUGAAUAAAAUAUGUUACAAAAUUGCAGAAUUGAGAAUCUAGUCAGAAUUCAAGCAACCCAUUGCAAACAUUGAUGGUGGUAAUAUAUAUAUAUAUAUAUAUAUAUACACACACACACACACCAAUCAGCAAACAAUUAAAACCACCUGCCUAAUAUUGUGUAGGUCCCCCUUGUGCUGCCAAAACUGUGCCAACCUGCAUUUCAGAAUAGCAUUCUGAGAUGAUAUUCUUCUCAGCACAGUUGUACAGAGCGGUUAUCUGAGUUACCGUAGACUUUGUCAGUUCGAACCAGCCUGGCCAUUCUCUGUUGACCUCGCUCAUCAACAUGGCAUUUCCAUCUGCAGAACUGCCGCUCACUGGAUGUUUUUUUUUUUUGUUUGUUUGUUUGUUUGUUUGUUUUUUUGGCACCAUUAUGAGUAAAUUCUAGAGACCGUUGUGUGUGAAAAUCCCAGGAGAUCAGUAGUUACAGAAAUACUCAGACCAGCCCGUCUGGCACCAACAAUCAUGCCACGGUCAAAAUCACUGAGAUCACAUUUUUUUUUCCCCAUUCUGGUGGUUGAUGUGAACAUUAACUGAAGCUCCUGACCAGUAUCUGCAUUAUUUUAUGCACUGCACUGCUGCCACAUGAUUGGCCGAUUAGAUAAUCGCAUGGAUGAUUGUUGGUGCCAGACGGGCUGGUUUGAGAAUUUCUAUAACUGCUGAUCUUUGGCACGAGGGGGACCUACACAAUAUUAGGUAGGUGGUUUUAAUUGUUGGCUGAUCAGUUUGUGUGUGUUUGUGUGUGUGUGUAUAUAUAUAUAUAUAUAUAUAUGAGAGAGAGAGAGAUCUCAUGAUUUUAAAGGAAAAUGUGACCUGCACAUGUUUUGUGAUAUUUACACAUUGGCAUAUUUAAAAAUUAUAAAUUAAACGAGCAGAAAUGUUUGAUAAAUGGAGACCUGAGCAAACCCUAGUCAGCCUAUUUGCAGUUUGAAAAAAAAAGGACCCAGCUCUCGCUCGGGCGUGUAACCCCUUUUUUUUUUUUUUUUUCAGCGUAGUUUAUUUAAAAUACCUCACAGGAAGACCUGUUUUACUCUGUGUUUUCAAACUGUAAAAUCAUAUUUAUUUCUCUUCCUUCUGCCUCUGAUGGUGUGUUCUACACAGAGCUAAAGAAGAGAGACUAAAUUUGUCUUUUUAAGUAAUGCGUCUUUCUGAUGGCUCGUCACCCGUCUGGCUUGUCUAGGUGUUUAGGUUUGUUUUCUAUUUUUUGCCCUAAAUGUUAUUUUGUAAUGUAUCAAAAGAGUCAUUUUUACAAGAUACCUGGGCUUGUCUGUUUUGAAUGCUAAGAAAUGACUUGUCAUUCUGACUCUGUAAUAAAAAAGGGACACUUGACGACA